Messenger RNA from Lathyrus oleraceus (garden pea), 4775 nucleotides. RefSeq lists its product as uncharacterized. The transcript has 27 exons. NCBI's taxonomy places the organism in Eukaryota, Viridiplantae, Streptophyta, Magnoliopsida, Fabales, Fabaceae. The coding region runs from base 187 to 4302 and encodes 1371 amino acids. The record is from RefSeq and is a predicted model, not a curated record.
AUCCCAAUAAACCCGACCCGGUUCUCUUACCAAACGAAAAAAUGGUGAAACACAGUCCAACAUGCGUUUAGCAUUUCAAAUCCCUUCUCCCUCUUAUUCAUAAACCUAGAUAAAACAAUUGAUCCUCUUUCGCUCGCAAUUUCAAUGCAAAUUCUCCAAAAUUAGGGUUUAUUCUACUCUGUAACCAUGGUUGGAAAAGCCAUGGCCGCGACUUCGCGUGAAAAGCUCGCAAGUCUCAUCCACUCAGCCAAAUUGGCCAUUGAUAUACCUUCAAAGCUCGACUCAUUGCGCAAAUUGAAGACUGAACUUCCUCAAGAAGAUCCUGUCAUUCUUACUGAGUUCCUCCCUCAGAUUUUCGAGUUCCUCUCAGAUUGUUUCAGUCCUGUUCGCAAAUUUGUCACCGAGAUGAUUGGUGAAAUUGGAUUGAUGAACACUGAAUUCUUGCCUGAUAUUGUGCCUGUGUUGAUUGAUGUCUUGGAUGAUGAUACACCUGCGGUUGUUCGCCAAGCUAUACUGUGUGGAAUUGAUUUGUUUCGUUACACACUUGAGAAAAUCGCGGUUCAGGGUCUAUAUUCCAGUGAUUUAGACAGCGCAGUUGAAUCUGCAUGGGACUGGAUGAUUAAAUUCAAAGACAAAGUAUACUCAAUAGCAUUUCAAAAUGGAAGGGGGGGAGCAAAGCUGCUGGCAUUGAAGUUUGUUGAAGCAGUUAUUCAUCUUUACACACUUGAUCCUAAUGGUUCCACAGAACCCACUUCUCAUCAUGGAAAACAACCGGUAUUUAAUAUCUCAUGGCUGAGGCGGGAUCAUCCUGUACUUAACAUUGGAGAUUUGUCAAUGGAAGCUAGUCAUAAUUUGGGUCUCUUGCUUGAUCAACUUAGGUUUCCAACUGUGAAGUCUCUUAGUAACUCAGUAAUCAUUGUGCUGAUUAAAAGCCUUUCAGCAAUUGCUAUAGACAGGCCUGCAUUCUAUGGUCGCAUCUUGCCAGUUUUGCUCAGUUUGGAACCCUCAAGCUCUGUUGUUAAUGGGGUCUGUGUGUCUGCGGCACAUCAUGCUCUAAAGAAGGCCUUUCUUACGUGCACGAAAUGUACACAUCCAAGUGCUGCCCCGUGGAGAGAACGUUUGGCAGGUGCCUUGAAGGAGAUGCAGUCUGAAGGGAAGGCAGAUCAGGUGUUCCAGCCAAUCUCUGCAAGUAAUGGAAGUAUAUUACCAAGAGAGGAUUAUCAACCAGUUAUCAAGGAAGAGGAUGCUGCAGUGAGUUUGUUUGAUUCAGGGCACAUCAAUUUAGGAAGAAAACGACCAGGAUCACCAAAUGGAGGUGAUUUAGCUGAAGAUGCAGAUGUUCCUGGAAAGCGUGUUAGAACAGCAACUGAUGGUUUACAAAAUAAACUUAAAAUGGAAUUAGAUGAAGGUACUGCUAACACACAGGAUGACACUCCUUCCACUGCACCAGCAUCGUCAAAAGGAGAUGCGGAUAAUGGGCCUGUACAGCAGCUUGUUGCCAUGUUUGGUGCUUUGGUUGCUCAAGGUGAAAAGGCUGUUGCAUCUUUGGAAAUUCUUAUCUCAAGUAUUUCUGCUGACUUACUAGCUGAGGUGGUGAUGGCAAAUAUGCGAUAUCUACCUCCAAAUUGCCCUAAUGCUGAAGGAAAUGAUGAACAGUUGCAUGACAUUAGUAUAUUUGGUUCCCAUGACAAGGCUAAAUAUCCACAAUCAUUUGUGGCUGGUGUUAUGUCACUUUCUAGUACUUUCCCCCCUGUUGCUUCACUUCUUGAUGCUCAUCAAUCAGUGUCCAAUGUUCAUCAAUCAGGGUCCAAUGUUCAUCAAUCAGUGUCCAAUGAUUUAGUGAAGUCUCACGGGGAGGAUGAAAUUUCUUCAACUGGAGUAGAUAGUAGUGUUAUACACUCUGGCAUGAUUCUUUCAUCUCAAAAUGCACCAUCACCUACUGAUUUUCCAUCUUCUGAUGCUUGUAUACCUGGAGUGGAGAAUGUCAGCACAACUCUGCCUUGUGACAUAGAUGACGUUGGCAACUUAGAGAGUGGAAUCCCUGGCCUAGAUUCUUUUGGUCGAAAUGAUGCAUUGUCAGAAACUUUGGCUGCUUCCUCAUUGGUGUCCACUGAUAUGCAAAUAGAAGAUGCCAGUCAAGAGCAAGUUACGAGUUUGGAUAAUAGCUCACCCUUGAGCUUAGUUCCAUCAAUAUCUGCAGAUAAAUCUGAGGAGCUGAGCCCAAAAGCAGUUGCUACAGAUGUCAAUAGUUUGGUGUCCUCAACAGCUACUUCAGUUGUGUUGCCUUCUCGUCUAGUAUUGCCAAAGAUGAUUGCUCCAGUUGUUGAUCUUGCAGAUGAACAGAAGGAUCAUUUGCAAAUAUCAUGUUUUAUGCGUAUCAUUGAUGCAUAUAAGCAAAUAUCUGUAGCUGGAGGCUCAAAAGUUCGAUUUUCAAUACUUGCUUAUUUAGGAGUUGAGUUUCCUUUGGAGUUAGACCCGUGGAAAUUGUUACAAAAGCAUAUUUUGAUUGAUUACUCUAGUCAUGAGGGACAUGAGUUGACAUUGCGUGUCCUCUACAGGUUAUUUGGUGAGGCUGAAGUGGAGCCUGACUUCUUUUCUUCCACAACUGCAGCUUCUGUAUACGAAACAUUCCUCCUAACAGUGGCAGAAGCACUUAGAGAUUCUUUUCCACCUUCGGAUAAAUCAUUAAGUAAACUGCUUGGUGAAUCUCCUUAUUUGCCAAAAUCAGUUUUAAAAAUUUUAGAGAACAUGUGUUCUCCUGGAAAUGAGGAUAAAGUUGAAAAGGAAUCACACACAUUGAAUGCGGAUAGAGUUACUCAAGGUCUAAGUGCUGUAUGGAGUUUGAUUCUUCUAAGGCCUCCCAUUCGAGAUACUUGCUUAAAAAUUGCUUUACAGAGUGCAGUGCAUCACUUGGAAGAAGUGCGCAUGAAAGCAAUACGUCUGGUAGCAAAUAAACUUUAUCCUUUAUCAUCAAUUUCUAAGCAAAUAGAAGAUUUUGCGAAGGAAAUGAUGUUCUCAGUGAUGAGUAGUGAUGCUUCUGAAGCUACAGAUACGGAAGGGUCCAUUGCUGAUUCACAAAAGCUUCCAAAUGAACCACUAUCUUUGAGUGGCAGUACUAAGGAUGUCGCAGAUAAUCGGCAACCAAACACAUCUGAGGCCACCUCACUCCUUUCAGUUUCUGAGGCUCAGAGGGGAAUGUCAUUGUAUUUUGCUUUGUGCACAAAGAAACACUCCCUCUUUCGCGAAAUAUUUGUCAUCUAUAGAAACACAUCAAAAGCAGCAAAGCAGGCUAUUCAUCGUCAGAUUCCCAUACUAGUUCGUACAUUGGGUUCAUCUUCAGUUCUGCUUGAAAUUAUAUCAGAUCCCCCAAAUGGAAGUGAGAAACUCCUAAUGCAGGUGUUGCAUACACUUACUGAUGGUACAAUCCCUUCCAAGGAUUUAAUAUUUACUGUGAAAAGGUUACAUGAUUCAAAACUUAAGGAUGCAGAGGUUCUUAUUCCAAUAUUGCCAUUCCUACCGAAAAAGGAGGUAAUGCCGGUUUUUGCCAGCAUUGUUAAGAUGCCUUUUGAGAAGUUUCAAGAAGCACUUGGUCGCAUAUUGCAGGGAUCAUCACAAUCUGGUCCGGUGCUCACACCAGCUGAAAUAUUAAUUGCUAUUCAUGGAAUUGAUCCUGAAAGAGAUGGAAUUCCCUUAAAAAAGGUAACUGAUGCGUGCAAUGCUUGCUUUGAGCAGCGACAAACUUUUACCCAAGAAGUUCUUGCCAAAGUUUUGAAUCAAUUGGUUGAGCAAAUUCCUCUUCCUUUAUUGUUCAUGCGUACGGUAUUACAAGCAAUAAGUGCUUUUCCAACACUGGUGGAUUUUAUUAUGGGGAUUCUCGCUCGCCUUGUGAAGAAGCAGAUAUGGAAACAACCCAAGCUGUGGGUGGGAUUCGUGAAGUGUUUGCAAUUGACAAAACCUCAGUCAUUUGGUGUUUUGCUUCAGCUACCUCCACCACAAUUGGAAGCUGCAUUAAAUAAAGUUCCUGCACUGAAGGCACCAUUGAUUGCUCAUGCUAGCCAGCCAGAUGUACAAUCUUCACUUCCCAGGUCUGUGCUGGUUGUUCUUGGCAUUGUUUUCGAUUCUCAGGUUUCGAGUCAGCCAGGCAUUGUUUCCGAUUCUCAGGCUUCAAGUCAGCCAGGCAUUGUUUCCGAUUCCCAGGUUUCAAGUCAGCCACAAACUAGCCAAACACAGACAGUCGAGACAAGCAACUCAGAUAAAGACACAAUGACUGAAAAAUCCAAAGAUUCGUCUACAGUGAGCUAAACUUAAACACGCAUGGUUGUGUGGUGGAAUCCACUAGUCAACUGUGAGACUCACAAGUUAAAUUAUAGCCCAUACCUUACUGAGACUAAGCUGCUAGUAGUUAUCUCAAGAAAAUGGAAUGGUGGACCAGAAUUGAUGGAUUUGUCAUGUUCAAAUGGCUGAAUAGUUGGUCCACGUGCCAAAGGUUUUGUACAUUUGCACGGGGCAACAAUCUGACUUUGUAUAUUUGUAGGUGGAAUGAUGUAUUUUAGGAUGGUAUAAGAAGAAUCAUACUAUCUCAAAUUGGUCCCAAUUUUGGGUUUCUGCUAGAGCAUAGUGUUACUUUUAGGAAUGUAUACAUGAUAUAUUGAUCACCUAGUGGAUGCCUUUCUUGUGUUAGUCUUGAACAUUAUAUUUUUGUAUCAAGGGUUUAAGACAUGUAUCUAUGAGUAUUACUCAUUCCCUUCAAUAAUAAUAUAUAUAUUUUUAAUUCA